AUGCGCAAACUUUCGGCAAAGCUCAAAGAGCUUACUAGCCGAGGCGAGGCUGCUAAAGGCCCCGUAAAAGCCAAAGAUGAGCUGGUCGAGAAGGCUGAAAACCUUAAGAAACUGGAGCCUAAGGUGCAGUAUGGGGAUAAGACUAGCCUGAAUCCCAUACCCCCUGUAAAAGACCAGAUUCUCGCCGAGGAAUCUGUGAUACCGAAAAUUUCAGUCGAAACUGUAGUCUACGCGCCGAUUCGUCCCGGACCAUCGUCGGAGACCCCCUCAAAGGAGUCCGCAGAAAAGUCAAUUUCGCGCCGCGCUGUCGGAGCUCCUACACCUUCCAGCCAACCGGAAGUCCAUAAAAAGGGGAGCUCGUCCGAUUUGAGACAACCGAGUCUUGGACUUCCGCGAUAUCCUCGACCAUCUCAAAGCAACCCUUCCCUGCGCUCUCCGUCGGCUCUUCAAAAUGUCCAGGAGCCAAUAAGAUACAGAGCUUCACCGCAAUCCAGUCCGUCUGCUGCGAUGCCUUUAAUGUUGCCAUCGGAUUCAGUCGAACCCAUGAAGAAGCCUGAGCUCUUUAAUGUCGUAACGGCAUUAAACGAACCUACGUUGUCGCCAGACUCGAGUGGUCGCAAACCGAUGCGCAAGAUCUCAAGAGAUGUCGAUGCGAGCGCACUUAGUGAUAUUGGCGAGUCGGUGGAACAUAUGACUGCAGAGCAGAUAGCCCAAGUCAACGAGGCCCUCUCUCGUUUCCCUAGGAACUACAGCCUGGCCACCCCUUCAACCGAUACUAUCUGGCGAGCCGCUCCUAUAUCUUCGCGACAUUACAACUGUUAUGUUCGUCACGAUAAAUGGGUACCAGUUAAGAACUUGAACUACCCAUUAGCUUGUCAGACAUGUAGUGUUGAGGACUCAGGCUCGCGUAAGACCUGCUCGUGGUGCAAUCUGCGCAUUUGCUUCGGGUGUCAUGAACGACUCAUGGGGAUUUAUAAGUCGGACCUUAAGUUACUGAUGGAUAAUAUGGAAGUUGAUCAGCGCCGCGAGAAAGGGAAGCAAGCAGCAAGCAACUAA
Daldinia childiae is the source of this 1056-nucleotide messenger RNA. RefSeq lists its product as uncharacterized. The transcript has a single exon. The coding region runs from base 1 to 1056 and encodes 351 amino acids. NCBI's taxonomy places the organism in Eukaryota, Fungi, Ascomycota, Sordariomycetes, Xylariales, Hypoxylaceae. The record is from RefSeq and is a predicted model, not a curated record.